Molecule: messenger RNA, 3197 nt
Organism: Salarias fasciatus (jewelled blenny)
Lineage: Eukaryota; Metazoa; Chordata; Actinopteri; Blenniiformes; Blenniidae
Gene: acvrl1
Product: activin A receptor like type 1
Exons: 10
Coding region: 507-2009 (500 amino acids)
Biological process (GO): protein phosphorylation; transforming growth factor beta receptor signaling pathway; heart development
Cellular component (GO): plasma membrane; BMP receptor complex
Molecular function (GO): transmembrane receptor protein serine/threonine kinase activity; ATP binding
Source: RefSeq, a predicted model, not a curated record
AGAAGAACAUCUGCAAUCUCUCCCUGAAAUCAGGAGCGCACGGAGCGCGCGGGGCGCACAGCGCACUGCCGAGGCCACUGGUGAAGUUGUGAAAGCGGAAGGAUCCUGUUUCCACAGCCGACCACCUCCUCGGUUCUUCUUCUAGUUCUGGAUUAUCAGCGCAGAUUUUGGGACCGAGAUGAGAUAGAGGCAGAGGCAGCUCCUCCAGCCUGCACCAUCGUCCAGCGUCUGCGCUUUGGAGACGAGAAAAGAAACUGUGGAGAAAGUUUUCUUUUUCUUCUCAAACGGCUUCAAAAGACGGAGAGGGGAGGAUGUGAUCUCCCUCUUCGUCGCACAUCUGCAUCUGUGAUCUGAUUCUCCCCCCACCCCCCUGAGGAUGAGCCCAGCUGUGGUUUGAUCUCGUUCUUUUUAAAACUUUAUUUGACUGUGAAGUCGGACGGAAGCUCGGAGCUGACCCUGAUAUGGGAGACUUGAGGCGUUCGCAUCUGUCGCGUUAACUAACAGGGAUGGGACGCUCUGCUCUGCUCACAUCGCUGCUCGCCGGAGUCUUCCUGUGGAUUUCUGCUGUUCAAGCAGAUGACAGGAUGCUGCUGUGUACGUGUGAGAAUGACAAAGGCACGUGUCAGAAUGGGACCUGCGAAGGAGACUACUGCUUCUACAGCUGGGUGCGCGGCGUGGAGGAGCGCGGCUGCUUCUUCAAAAACAACUACAGGGAGCAGUGCUUCUCUGCCGUCGAGCGCCUCUACGUUCACUGCUGCAAAGAGCACAAGUGCAACGCUUUCAGCACGCCGCCACCAAACAUCGACAGGAAGCCGACCAGCGCCCCUCCGGGCCUGCCUCGUCCUGAGCUGUGGGUCGCCGUGUCUCUGGUGCUCCUCUUGAUGACCGUGUGCGUCUGUGGCUUCGUGGUAUUCCUGCGCUUCCGACGAGCACCCUGGAAACCGAAAGACGCCGAAGACCAUGACACCACCAUGCUCAAGAUCCCUAGCGGAGACGACCCCACGUAUGGAGAUAUCUUUGAUGAGUUUUGUACAUCGGGGAGCGGGACCGGGCUUCCAUAUCUGGUCCAAAGGACGAUGGCCAGGCAAAUCUCUCUUGCUGAGUGUGUCGGUAAAGGAAGAUAUGGAGAGGUGUGGAGGGGAACGUGGAUGGGGGAGAGUGUCGCUGUAAAGAUCUUCUCCUCCAGAGACGAGCAGUCCUGGUUCAGAGAGACCGAGAUCUACAAUACCGUGCAGCUGCGACAUGACAACAUACUGGGCUUCAUAGCCUCUGACAUGACUUCCAAGAAUUCCAGCACCCAGCUGUGGCUCGUCACGCACUUCCACGAGCUGGGCUCGCUCUACGACUUCCUGCAGUACAGCAGCCUGGAGCCCGAGAGCUGCCUGAGGAUGUGUCUGUCCGUGGCCUGUGGUCUGGUCCACCUCCACACUGAGAUCGUCAGCUCCCAGGAGAAGCCAGCAAUCGCCCACCGAGAUCUGAAAAGUCGCAACAUCCUGGUAAAGCGGAACGGACAGUGCUGCAUCGCUGAUCUGGGUCUGGCUGUGAUCCACUCACAGUCUCAUGACUAUCUGGACGUGGGCAACAACCCUCGGGUGGGGACCAAGCGCUACAUGGCGCCUGAAGUGCUGGAUGAGACCAUCCGUGUGGACGUUUUCGAGUCAUAUAAGCAAACAGACAUCUGGGCUCUGGGCCUGGUCUUCUGGGAAAUUACCCGCAGGACCAUUGUUAAUGGAAUCGUGGAAGAGUAUCGUCCUCCCUUUUUCGACGUGGUGCCCUCAGAUCCCAGCUUCGAGGAGAUGAAGAAGGUUGUGUGUGUGGAUCAGCAACGGCCCAGUCUGCACAACAGACUUCACUCCCACCCGAUACUGUCAGCCAUCGUAAAGAUCAUGAAGGAGUGUUGGUACCAGAACCCCCCGGCCCGCCUCACCGCCCUACGGGUGAAGAAGACCCUCUCCAAACUGGAUCAUGACAGCUACUUCAGCAUCGAGAAGCUCAAGCGGGACAUUUAGAGCCGCUCCAGCAGAAGACUCCAGAUCGCAACAGAGCGAGUUGCAUGUCAUUAGCAUGCAUUCAGCUAAUGCCUCACACAGGGAAAACUUUAUAUUAAAACCAGAAGACUUUUAGCAACACCCUCUCUUAUGUUUUCCCUGGACAAAGUUCACCCACCAUAUUUUUUUUGCCAGAAACUUUGUUUAAUUUUUUUUUUCUAGGAUUUAGUGAUGAAAGUGUUGACCUGGCUUUUCUGCAGCACUUUAUAAACAGCAAUUAAUAUUUGUGGUAAUUUUUAUAAAACACAUAUAUGUUAAACAAUGGAAUGUUUAGUAUUGCACAAAAAAGGGAGUUCUGACACACAGUAAAAUUAUUUUUGACACAAUAUUCAAAGCCAAUUAACAGCACAAGAGUUUCAUUGUUAAGUAUGUGAGUGAUAAUUUACUCAAUAAAUGUAAAGCAUUUAUUAUCUGCACAUUGAGCUUUUUAGUUGUACAUAUUGUAACAGCACUCAAUGUGUUUUUCCGUGCCUCACCAUUGUAAAUAUAUUUCAAAAGGAGAUAUUGUUUUCUAUUAUUCAACGAUGAGACACAUUUGAUUUUUUUUUUUUUUUUUUUUUUUUUGUCACACAGCUUUUGCAAACUAUUUUUUUACUUCUAUUUUAGGCCUAAAAUGUACCAUCACAAUCACUCUGGUCGGUAAAGGAAUAUACAAAGAUACAUGUAAUGAUUUAUAUCUUGAAUAAAGGGCUGUAUUUUUCAAACGAUUUGCGCGCUUUCUUGCAAUUCCAACAUCGGCCAGCAGAGGUCAUCAGAUAACAGACAAAUGGGAAUUAAAAGGCCUGCUGAGGCUCUGCCUGACAAGCUGUUUACCAUUGUACUUUAAUAUGUACUACAGUGUCUGAAAAUCAUUAUAAAACUUGAAAAUUUAUUAAAUUUAAGACAUCAUUCUCAUAUUAUCUACAUAGGCUACAGUAAAUUGUAUGAUUACAAUAAACUACAUUAACGAUGACCUAUAACUGCACGUUCACACACAGUAAAUAUUUCAUCAAUCACAUUGUGAGCAAUUAAUCCAAGAAAGCAAUUGAUAAAAGUAUGGAGGACUGAGAAUAUCAAUGAAAGAAAAACACUUUUUUCAAAAACUCAAAAAAAAAAAAAACCUUACACUAAUUGUUUUACUAUGACCUCUUAAAAAAAAAAAAAAAAAAA